GGUAAACUGUGUAGUGAUCUGAUUUCAAUUAAUUUUCUUGCUUGGCUUGUUUCUGAUCAACUUUGUUUCUAUUUUACCAGAUUUUUCAUACUCCUAUCUCAAUCUAUUUCUUCUUGAAAAUAUCUCAACUAUUACUCAUAUACAAACAGACUCAUAUGUCUUAUCAUCCAUAAUAUUGCUUAAAUUUGAAUUUCCGACUUCUAAGUCACAAGAUGUUCUUUGGCAGAGGAUGACUCUUCUAAAUUUAAAAUCUUACUUAAAAAUAACUGAGGCUGCAAUGAGACAUCUGAGAAAGGUAAAUUUUACAAAAUUUAAUUGCCAAUUUUCGAAUAACAAGAUCUCUGAAAAGCUAAUGCUAAAGGCUUUGGAUGAAGGAUCUUCAUCAAUGAUUAUCUGAUGGCAGGAUGCUACUUUUUAACGAUAAAUAAGUCUGCUAAGUCAUUAAUUGACUUGAGCUUAAGAUCUUGGAAAGAAGCUUAUUGAGGUUUGGUAUAGUUUAACAUACGCUUAUUAGAUUUGUUCUUUUCUUGGUUGUUUAUAAGUUUCUUAAUAAAGUCUAAGAGCAUUUGAAGUUCUCUUCGUAUAUUUAGAACAAGAGAUGGGAAGAUAUCUGAAGAGAGAAAGUUUGUCUUAGUAUCAGGAUCAUAGUUCAAAAUAGUAAGCUGAUUUGCUGAUUUGAAUGCUUUAGUAUUUUAAUGAAAUUAGCAGCUAAACUCUUCAAAACUAAGAAUUCUUCAUAAUUCUGACCCAAAUGCAAUUCACAGAAAUACGUUCCUUAAAAAGCACCUUAGUAAACAGUAUCAUUGUCAUCAUUAUCUGCUCAAAUUUUUGUGCAGAGUUCCAUUU
Molecule: messenger RNA, 846 nt
Organism: Moneuplotes crassus
Lineage: Eukaryota; Ciliophora; Spirotrichea; Euplotida; Euplotidae
Source: the annotation of a GenBank genome assembly